Molecule: messenger RNA, 2340 nt
Organism: Mesitornis unicolor (brown roatelo)
Lineage: Eukaryota; Metazoa; Chordata; Aves; Mesitornithiformes; Mesitornithidae
Gene: EPS15L1
Product: epidermal growth factor receptor pathway substrate 15-like 1
Exons: 19
Coding region: 1-2340 (779 amino acids)
Biological process (GO): endocytosis; endosomal transport
Cellular component (GO): clathrin coat of coated pit; plasma membrane; cytoplasm
Molecular function (GO): calcium ion binding; cadherin binding
Source: RefSeq, a predicted model, not a curated record
AUGAAUUCAAAGCUACCUCUUGAUAUCCUAGGAAGGGUCUGGGAUCUCAGUGAUAUUGAUAAAGAUGGUCACCUGGACAAGGAUGAAUUUGCUGUGGCAAUGCAUUUGGUUUAUAGAGCUCUUGAGAAAGAGCCAGUUCCUUCACUAUUACCCCCUUCUCUCAUACCACCUUCUAAAAGAAAGAAGACGCCUGUAUUUCCUGGUGCAGUUCCUGUUCUCCCUGCAAGUCCUCCACCAAAAGACAGCCUCCGUUCUACCCCAUCUCAUGGUAGUGUCAACAGUCUGAACAGCACAGGGAGUUUGUCUCCCAAGCACAGCAUCAAACAAGCACAGCCAUCUGUGAAUUGGGUAGUACCAAUGUCCGAAAAAGUGCGAUAUGAUGAAAUUUUCUUAAAAACAGACACAGACAUGGAUGGUUUUGUGAGUGGCCAAGAAGUAAAGGACAUUUUUAUGCAUUCAGGUCUGUCUCAGAAUCUCCUAGCACAUAUAUGGGCUUUGGCAGACACAAGACAGAUGGGAAAGCUAAGCAAAGAUCAGUUUGCACUAGCAAUGUAUCUCAUUCAACAGAAGGUCAGUAAAGGGAUUGAUCCUCCGCAAGUGCUCUCCCCAGAUAUGAUCCCUCCCACAGAGAGGAACACUCCCAUACAGACUCUGUCAGGUUACUUGACCCCUGUAGGAACUGAGAUCUCAGCACUAACAGAAAUGCGUCGUGAUAGUUCAAGCUCUGUUGGAUCAGGAGAAUUUACAGGGGUGAAGGAACUGGAUGAUAUUAGCCAAGAAAUUGCACAGCUGCAGAGAGAAAAAUAUUCUCUAGAGCAGGACAUUAGGGAAAAGGAAGAAUCAAUCAGACAGAAAACCAAUGAAGUUCAGGAACUGCAAAAUGAUUUAGAUAGGGAGACAAGUAACUUGCAAGAGCUAGAGGCUCAGAAACAAGAUGCCCAAGACCGCCUGGAUGAAAUGGACCAGCAGAAAGCCAAACUGAAAGAUAUGCUGAAUGACGUGAGGCAGAAAUGCCAGGAAGAAACACAGGUGAUUUCAUCACUAAAAAUGCAGAUUCAAUCUCAGGAAUCAGAUUUAAAAUCACAGGAAGAUGACCUUAAUAGAGCAAAAGCAGAGCUGAAUCGCCUCCAGCAAGAGGAAACUCAGCUAGAGCAGAGUAUCCAGGCUGGAAAAGUGCAGCUUGAAACAAUAAUAAAAUCUUUAAAAUCAACACAGGAAGAAAUAAACCAGGCAAGUAGUAAACUUUCUCAACUUCAAGAGAGUCAUCAAGAAGUCCAUAAGAGUAUAGAAGAAUAUAAUGAAGCUCUCAACGGGGUUCACGGCGGUAGUCUGACGAAUUUAGCAGACAUUAGUGAAGGCCUUGGGCAGACAGAAAGAAGCAAUUACGGAACUAUGGAUGAUCCAUUUAAGAAUAAAGCCUUGAUGUUUACCAAUAAUACACAAGAAUUGCAUACGGACCCAUUCCAGUCAGAAGAUCCUUUCAAGUCUGAUCCAUUUAAAGGAGCAGACCCUUUCAAAGGCAGUGACCCAUUCCAGCAUGAUCCUUUUGCAGAACAACCGCCUGCACCAGCAGAUCCAUUUGGAGGUGAUCCAUUUAAGGAAAGUGACCCAUUUCGUAGUUCUGCUCCUGAAGAUUUCUUCAAGAAACCGGUGAAGAGUGACCCAUUUACCUCAGAUCCAUUCACAAAGCCCCCUGCGUUACCCACGAAGCCUGACCCUUUUGAAAGCAGUGAUCCUUUUACGUCUUCCAGUAUCUCUUCCAAAGGUCCAGAUCCAUUUGGAACACUGGAUCCAUUUGGAAGUGGUUCUUUCAGUAGUGGUGAGGGAUUUGCAGACUUCAGUCAGAUGUCAAAGUCAGUACCUUCAGACCCCUUCGCCUCCUCUUUUGGAGGGGUGGGAUUCUCAGAGGACCUUUUCAAAAGCAAAUCAGACACACCAGCGUUACCACCGAAGAAAAAUGUCCCUCCACGACCCAAGCCACCCAGUGGUAAAAGUACUCCUGUAAGCCACCUUGGGUCUUCAGAUUUUCCCAAGCCCCAUGAUCCAUUCCAGCCAUUUGGGGCUGACAGCAGUGACCCGUUUCAAAGUAAAAAGGUCUUUGGGGACCCAUUUAGUGGAAAAGAUCCAUUUGCUCCCUCCUCUUCAAGUAAAACUUCUAAAGACUCUUCCUUGGGGUUUGCAGACUUCAGCUCUUUUGGCAAUGAAGAACAGCAGCUGGCAUGGGCAAAGCGUGAGAGUGAAAAAGCAGAGCAAGAAAGACUAGCUCGAUUGCGGAGACAAGAACAAGAAGACCUUGAGUUGGCUAUUGCACUCAGUAAGGCUGAUAUGCCAAACUCUUAA